Molecule: messenger RNA, 2035 nt
Organism: Phycodurus eques (leafy seadragon)
Lineage: Eukaryota; Metazoa; Chordata; Actinopteri; Syngnathiformes; Syngnathidae
Product: E3 ubiquitin-protein ligase KCMF1-like
Exons: 7
Coding region: 166-1404 (412 amino acids)
Biological process (GO): synaptic signaling
Cellular component (GO): plasma membrane
Molecular function (GO): zinc ion binding
Source: RefSeq, a predicted model, not a curated record
GGCGGACGGAGGGAGGGCAGACAGCAGCACACCGGAUUCUUCAUGAGGGAAGAAGAGGCCAGGGACAGCCAGCCAGCCCCGGCUUCUCCUUCUCUUCUCUAAUAUAUCCCUCGUUUCGCUUUUGCAAGUCAGGCCCGAGCUAGGGGCCGCCUUGGGCUUCGUAGGAUGUCCCGUCAUGAAGGCGUGAGCUGUGACGCGUGUUUGAAAGGCAACUUCCGAGGCCGACGCUACAAAUGUUUAAUCUGCUACGACUACGACCUGUGCGCGUCGUGCUACGAGAGCGGCGCCACCACCACUAGACACACUACGGAGCACCCCAUGCAGUGUAUAUUGACACGGGUCGACUUUGACUUGUAUUACGGCGGAGAAGCGUUCUCGGUGGAACAGCCCCAGGCCUUCACGUGUCCAUACUGUGGCAGGAUGGGCUACACCGAGAUGUCCCUGCAGGAGCACGUGGCCGCGGAGCACACAGAGACCUCCACAGAAGUGAUCUGCCCCAUAUGUGCAGCACUGCCUGGCGGAGAACCCAAUCACGUGACAGACGACUUUGCUGCUCACCUCACACUUGAACACAGAGCACCCAGAGACCUGGACGAGUCGAGUGGCGUGCGGCAUGUGAGGAGGAUGUUCCACCCCGGGCGCGGACUGGGCGGCCCCCGCGCCCGCAGGUCCAACAUGCACUUCACCAGCAACACCACCGGGGGUCUCUCGACCAGUCAGAACUCUUCUCAGAGCUCCAGCUACAGCCGGGAGGCCAUGGACCCCAUCGCAGAGCUUUUAUCUCAGCUUUCGGGCGUGCGGCGCUCGGCGGGCGGGCAGCUCAGCUCGGGCCCGUCGGCGUCGCAGCUGCAGCAGCUCCAGAUGCAGCUCCAGCUUGAGCGGCAACAGGCUCAGGCGGCGCGCCAGCAGCUGGAGACGGCGCGCAACGCCACGCGCGGCGGCCGCGCCAACGCCAUCCUCAACGCCAACUCGGCUGCCGCCAAUAACUCCAACCUGAGCGCCAACCACAACAGCAACCCCGGAAACAACGCGGGCCCUUCAGAGACCCACCCCCAGCACACGGCACACAGCUCCCACUUUCUACUCAGCAGGCUGAGCGAAGCACGCGUGUCCGAAGCGGAGCGUCAGGCGUGCGAAGCGCAGUGGGCGGACAGGAGCUUGUUUGUGACGGAGCUGCUUCUGUCCACGCUGCUGGCGGACCACCAGCAACACCGCGACGACAUUGACGACGACAUCUCCGCCGAUCGCCGCUGUUCCGGAUCGCUGCGCAACUUCGCUGACUUCCAGUCCAUGGGCUGCGUGGAGGUGAUGACGCUGGACGUGGCGCUGGAGAAUCUCAACCUCAAGGAGAGUGGCGCCGCGCCCCCGCCUGCCAAGAAAGAGCCCCCAGCCCCAUCCCUUUGAUGGCGCAAAAAGACUGCGCUUCUUUUUUUUUUUUUUAACCCCUCUUUUGUUUCUUUUUACUCCUCACUGAUUUUGUCAUUUCAGACCCCCCCAUGUCAGUGUUUACGUGGAAUACGAGUUAGACGAGUGAAUGUGAGAGAGAAGUAUAUAAAUCUAUUAUAAUUAAAAAAGAGACAAAACAAAUCUAUAUGAAAGCUGAUAAUCACUUAACUCACACUUUGGCCAUGAGAGGAGGCUUUAUAAAAAACACACAAAAAAACUGCUGUUACAAGCUAAUACGCAUGAUCAAGCUUCAUGUACACAGUCUGAUUGACAGCCGCACUCGUGUCGCCCUCUUCCUGUGUCACCCAGCUUUCUAAUAACUCUGGACAAACUACAAUACUUUCUAUCAGACACACCCACUCACUCGGACCUUUUUGUGUGUGUGUACGCAGUCUCCACACCUUGCGAAUGCAAAGAGGACUCUGAAGGGGGAAAAACCUGUAUGCUUUUUUUUUUUUCUACCCCGCUAACUUCUGUCCUCGCUCCGAUGGAUCUGUGUUAGGCCUCAUGAAGAAGACGUGCAAUGUGUGAACUUUCGGGCUCAUUCGACUUUUCAGUGUGGACCACAAUAAACAUGUUUUGGAUGGAA